Molecule: messenger RNA, 2248 nt
Organism: Colletes gigas
Lineage: Eukaryota; Metazoa; Arthropoda; Insecta; Hymenoptera; Colletidae
Gene: ath
Product: ATP-dependent RNA helicase DHX33
Exons: 7
Coding region: 62-2140 (692 amino acids)
Biological process (GO): positive regulation of transcription by RNA polymerase I
Cellular component (GO): intracellular anatomical structure; nucleolus
Molecular function (GO): ATP hydrolysis activity; RNA binding; ATP binding
Source: RefSeq, a predicted model, not a curated record
CGUGCUCGUGGACAGAGUUACCGUUGGUAAGUCCGUCGUUUGUGGUAGAAUUAUAGGCGACAUGGGCGUCCACGACAACACAGAUUCGAAGUACAAUGUUAUAGGUACUUCCAGCUUUUCAAAAUUAGCACCGAAACGUCCUACUGCCGUCGUGUUUAACGAGAGUCCCAGCAAAAUUCAAAAACACGAGGACAGUAAAAAUGUUCAGACAGAAAGUGCGGACAGAGGAAACGUUAAUUUACAACAACAGAGGAAAUCGUUACCAGUCUACAGGCUGCGUAAGCGACUGCUCGAAGAGAUUCGGAGGAACAGUACCCUGAUCAUAAUCGGUGAGACUGGUAGCGGGAAGACGACCCAAAUCCCUCAGUUGCUUCUUUCUUGCGGAGUCGCUGGUGCAUCCGGUUGCAUCGGUAUCACGCAGCCCAGAAGGGUGGCGGCUGUGAGCGUGGCGCGAAGGGUGGCCCAGGAACAGGGCGUGGAGACGGGGAAAUUGGUCGGUUAUUGCGUGCGUUUCGAGGACGUGACAUCCUCGCAGACUAGAAUCAAGUACCUCACCGACGGAAUGAUGGUCCGGGAGGCGAUGACCGACGAAAUCCUAUCGGAUUAUUCCGUGGUGAUUCUCGACGAGGCUCACGAGAGAUCGGUGCAAACUGACGUGUUGCUCGGCGUGGCUCGACGGGCGCAGAAUUUACGAAAGCUUAAGAACCUGCCGCCGUUGAAGCUGCUCGUGAUGUCGGCGACGAUGGACGUCGAUAAGUUCGCCAAGUAUUUUCAAGCACCGACGGUGUACUUAGAGGGUCGUCAGCAUCCCGUGAAGAUUUAUCACGCCGUCAAGUCGCAAGAAGAUUAUGCGUUCUCUGCCCUUGUUACCGCCUUUCAGAUUCAUCGUGAUAAUCCUGCCAACGAGGACAUUCUGGUCUUUUUAACCGGCCAGGAAGAAAUCGAAGCUGCAGUAGCGAGCGCAAGACAGGUAGCUAAGCAGUUGGAUGGGCAGGGAUGCCCACCGUUGAAGGUUUUCCCAUUGUACUCUGCUUUGCCGACGCAUCAGCAAUUGGAAGCGUUUAAACCAUCCGCGACGGGAAUGCGGAAACUUGUCGUAGCUACCAACGUAGCCGAGACGUCUGUUACCAUCGGUGGAAUUCGACAUGUGAUCGACACCGGAGUGGUCAAAGCGAGGACUCAUCACCCGACAACGGGAUUGGACGUGCUCAGGGUGGAAAAAGUCUCAAAGGCACAGGCCUGGCAGAGGACGGGCAGAGCGGGCCGGGAAGCGCCAGGAAAAUGUUACAGAACCUACACGAAAGAAGAAUUUGAUAGGAUGAAGGAAAUGCCUGUGCCCGAGAUACAAAGGUGUGCCCUCGCGGGAGUGGCGCUACAGCUGCUCGCUAUCGGGGUGGAUAUCACUACCUUUGAUUUUAUGGACAAACCGCCAAAGGAAGCCGUCGAUGUCGCGGUGACCUGCUUGGAAAACCUCGGCGCCGUUAAAGGUUCUCCGCCGCAGCUGACUACACUUGGCAGAACGAUGUCCUUAUUCCCAUUGGAUCCAAGAUUCACCAAAGUGAUUCUUGCGUCGGUGGAUCAUCAGUGCCUCGAGGAAGCGCUUACAGUCAUUGCGUUAUUGUCAGGAGAAUCUGUCUUCACCGAUCCACCUGCUAAGAGACAACAAGCUUACGUUGCCAGAGCAAGAUUUGCUUCACCCGAGGGAGACCAUGUCACGUUGCUGAACGUUUUUCGCGCAUACAUGAACACGAAGCAGAGGAAGGUCUGGUGUCACGAGAACUUUCUGCAUCAUAGAAAUCUGGAGUACGCCGCGGAGGUGCGACAGCAGCUCGCCGCAUUGGCGAAACGCGCGAAUUUAGAGAAGACGAGCUGCGGUACGAAUACAGAGCAACUGAGAAAGGCGCUCCUCGAGGGCCUCUGUGACAAUCUAGCGGAAUUGCAGAGGGAUCAAACCUACGUCACCGUGAGCUCGAAGCAGCCGGUAGCUAUACAUCCUUCCUCGACGUUACACGGUACCAAGCCACCGCUAAUAUUGUUCACGGAGGUCGUAGCCACUGGAAGAUGUUAUCUUCGUGGUUUGUCCGUCAUCGAGUCCUCGUGGUUGACUGAAAAAGGCCUGAAUAUUGGGAAACACGACUAAGGACCCUUCUUUUCCAUGGGACGAUCCCCUGACAAAAGUUACUGCAAAAAUGGUAACAAUUUCUAACCUUAUUGUUCGCUUUUUACAAGAUCGUUGUAAUUGCGUGAA